AAUGUCAAAAAAAGUUAAACGUGAUGAAAGACGUGCCAAACUUUUAGAUCCAACUACAACGGCACAAAUCGAUGAACGCACAAUAUUGAUGUUAACGAAAAAAGGUUAUCGUUUAAUGACCAUUGUUGGUUUCGGUUCAUAUGGCGAAGUAUAUAAAGCUGAACGAUUACGUAACAAUGAAAUUUGUGCCGUCAAAAUUAUUGAUCUAUUGCGAUGUAGUCAAAAAUAUAUGCAAAAAUUUUUACCAAGAGAAUUGGCCGCAUUGAUGGAAAUAAGACAUGAAAAUAUAAUUCGUGUUUAUGAUAUAUUUCGUUCCAAUAAAAAGAUUUAUGUUUUUAUGGAAUUUGCUGCCAAUGGUGAUUUGGCUAAAUAUUUAAAAAAACAUGGUAUGCUUUCCGAACGACGAGCUAGAAUAUGGUUUAGACAGGCAUGCCAAGCACUUCAUUAUCUUCAUGAGGAAAUGUGGACGGCACAUCGUGAUAUUAAGAUCGAAAAUCUAUUACUUAAUGACAAAUGGAAAAUUAAAUUAACGGAUUUUGGUUUUGCUACCGAUGUACUCGAUAUGAAUGAAGAUAAUAUUUUAAGCCAAACAUUUUGCGGUACAUUGCCAUAUUAUUGUCCACAAAUAUUUCGUCGACAACCAUAUAAUCCAUUCAAAGCUGAUACAUGGGCAAUGGGUGUUCUAUUAUAUGCUAUGACACAUAAUCGAUUUCCAUUUCAUCAUCGUGAUCCUAAACGUAUGAUGCUUGAACAUAUGGAUAAAUUAUAUAUGCCUACAAGGAUACGAGAAAGUGCUUCGGAAGAAUUAAAAGAUUUAAUAUUGAAAUUAUUGGAAACCGAUGAAGAACAACGAAUAUCUACUACCGAUAUUAUAGCCCAUCAAUGGCUAUUGUAUGAUGAUGAAACAAUGAGCGAAUUUGACAAAUAAAUAAACAAAAAUAAUUAUAUUUUAUCGAGUAAUAAUCAUAUUUUUUAACAAAUCAAUAAAACACGAGUUUUUAAUCAAUUUUAAAUUAAAUUUAUUUUCACAAACAUAUAAAU
Messenger RNA from Dermatophagoides pteronyssinus (European house dust mite), 1041 nucleotides. RefSeq names its product testis-specific serine/threonine-protein kinase 4-like. Gene Ontology annotation, molecular function: ATP binding; tau-protein kinase activity. Lineage: Eukaryota; Metazoa; Arthropoda; Arachnida; Sarcoptiformes; Pyroglyphidae. Gene Ontology annotation, cellular component: cytoplasm. The record is from RefSeq and is a predicted model, not a curated record. Gene Ontology annotation, biological process: microtubule cytoskeleton organization; intracellular signal transduction; protein phosphorylation.